CAAGCGGUCCGCACCGUCGGGGGCUGAUCAGGUGCAUCUGAAGAAACCAGCGCCAAGGUAGGACAGACCACUUUGAGAUAAUAAAGGUUUGCGCAAAAACGAAAACGAAACAUAAGACUCGUCCAAGACAGACUGGAAGCAUUAAGCUCGUCCUGAGGACUGGUAGGCAGCUCGCCCGCAGAGGGUUGGAAGCAGUAAAAUAAAUAUUGAGCUCGUCUAAGAAUGAUUGGUAGCUCCCCGAAAGGGUAAAAAUAGACUCGCCUGUAAGACGGAAUUGGUAGUCCUGCGUGGACUCAUUCCGCAGUUUAAAAAGGCUGGAAGUCAGGGACUCGCCUGUAAGACGGAAUUGGUAGUCCUGCGUGGACUCAUUCCGCAGUUUAAAAGGCUGGAAGCACUACGCUCGCUUCAAGGAAGCUGGUAGCGUGAACGUGCGUUAAAACUGUCUGUCUUUUAUUGUUUUUUUGGUGGAAUAAGUUGAUUUCUACAGCACAAUAAGGAGGCUGAACUAUUCCACUGAUUUGUUUACUGUCGGUUGCUGAAGUACUGGCGAAUCGAGAAGAAGGUCGUGUUUUAUCACAUAAAGAUGACACCGCUUUUGAGAAUAGCUCAAAAGUAGAAGGGCGUGUCAGCCACCUCUCUCUGUUCUCGUGCCAGCGAAAGCGCCGCAGGUGUGUGUGUGUAUUACUAAGCGCUAAAUAAACAAAGAACUAUCAAAUAAAAUAAAUCAAAAAUUAAAUAUGGGAAAUAAAUCUACAAAACCCGAAUUGACUGCAGAUGAACAAUGGUUAGAGAAAAAAUGCCCUGGUGCAGGACAGAUAAGCGCAAAUAGGUGGAGAAAUCCCAAAAAAACAAACUGCACCGCCUGGGAGGGGAACUGUAGCCCUGGCCAAAUACAGCAAUUAAGCAAAUGCCUACACGCAGAGAUAGAAAAGACUAGUGGUAAAAAGAAAGUCCUGCGCAUGUACGAAUACGUAAGUUUCUUUGUACCAUGGCAGGAGGAAAGUAAGAAGCGUGAAGAGAAAAGAAACAAAAAGCAAAAUAAACAAAGCAAAAAGCCACCUACCGAAACCACCAAUCCUCCCCCUGAUACUGAGCAACCAUACCCCCCAAAUCCUUAUUCCCCUGUUUCAAAAAAUCCCUUUGUAAAACCACAAGACCCUUAUGUCUCAGCGAGACAACAACUGAACCUAAUGACCCGCGAAGACCCACCGCCAUGGCCUCCAGGCCCGUUAGGGCAAUUUCCGUUAAUUCAGGCGCCAAACCCAAAUUUCGGGCGAGUAACCGGAGAGCCCCCACAAGCGCCAGGUGGGGCACUCCCCAGGGAUAGACAUCCCUUCACAUAUACGUUUCAACCGUGGUCGGCCGAAGACAGAAAAAACGUAUUAAAAGACGUGCCCCCUUUAAAUGAAGGACACCAACAGUGGAGAGAUGCAGUAGAAUUAAUCCGCUGCAGUUGGAUGCUAAAUGGCCUUCUUCCCUCAAUCAGAGCUCAUGUAGAAAAACACUGGGUAACAAUGAACACGGGCAACCUCGCGGAUGCCCUGCAAUAUGCAGAACACGCCACUCGAGUCUUAAAGAAAAAGAAGAAGGGAGGGGUGUUUACUGUAGACCCAGAAACAGGGUUCAUAGCCUUUGCAGGUGGAUAUCAGGGACCCAGGCGUGGACAGGGGCAGAAGAACAACAAAGUAAGGAAGAGAAAUGCAGGCUACAAAGGGGAUAGGAGAGAUAGAGAGGACAGAGAUAAUCGUUGCUAUAACUGUGGGAAAGAAGGGCACUUUGCCAGAGGUUGCAGAUACAAAAAUGACAAUCAGGAUAAGUGGCUAGCACGAGAAGAGGGAGAAACUGAAAUCUUCAAUAUAGAACAGUUGCCCCUAGGAUCUGAACACAAACCCACAGCAACCAUCCAUGUAAACGGUCAACCAAUGACUAUGCUUUGUGAUACUGGAGCAUGCAAAACAGUAUUAAACAAAAAGCCCAAAAACUUAAAGUAUUCAAAUGAUACCCUGAUAGUCAAAUCUGCAUCAGGACACACCAGUGUGAAAUCAUUAACAGAAAGUUUAACACUGGAGCACAAAGACAGCGGCAGGAGCUGUAAAAACCAAUGUAUAUAUGAUCCAUCCUGCCCAGUCAACCUUUUGGGGAGAGAUGCUCUAGGAAAACUUAAAAUAGGAGUAGUUCCAGGGCCAGAAGGAAUGUAUGCAAAAACAAUGCUGUGCGAGGGACUAGACCCUCAAGUUAACGAGUUGGUAGUGCAUGAAGGAGAAGGUGUACCCAGUUACUACUGGACACUGGACCUACCCCCAUUAGAACCUUUGCAAAACAUAGCUAACCGCUACCUACCAGGCCACUCUAGAAAGCUAAACUUCUCUGAGUACCACAACACCCUGAGAUUCAAACAAAGUCCAGGUCCUGACCGCAGUUAUGAUCAGCAAGUACACCGUCUAGGUCCACAAAAAACUCACCCUGCAACAUCUGUACUGGAAAACAAAGAAAUAGUUUUGAGCAACCAACUGCCGCGUGAUUCUCUCCCAGUCUCUUCCAGGUCCUGCUCACAACACCCACAGCAUGUAGGAUUGCUGAACGACCCUCGUGGAUUCAUCAAAGCCACACAAAAAAGGUUGAACCAAUCCAAGACCCACCAACAUCUCCUUAAAGUGAGUGAUAAGUUUAGACUCUGGUCCUCCCCAACCUCUAGUGUUCGCUCGGUGGGGGGUAGGGUGAUCAGUGGCAACACUCGUGAUCCCACUCCUCUGGCUGAGGUCUACUCAUUAGAGGCUACGGGUGUGUCUGGUGGUCGAGAAGAGGAGAACACUCACAGGAAUGGAGAUGCUAGACAAAGAACCCAAGAUUCCACUGAGGGAGAAAGGAGAGAUGGACAUAGACGACGUCAAUAUUGGACAACAGGAUGCCAGCUGACAACAGUCACAACCCUGUGCUUCAUGUUUGUGUUCUCAGUGUUCCUGACAAUAGCCAUCGUAUCCAUGAACAUGACCUGCACCGAUAAUCCCUGUGAUCCCCACUGCCCACAGAUUUAUCGUCAGUACCCAAAUGUGACAUGCUCGGAACAAAGCGCUGUCCCUAAACAAGAUCAUCGCACCACGGAAAAAGUGGAACUGACCCGGAAAAAGCGCAGUUUCUGUAGAGGAUACUGCUACGGAGUGGCAGGGGCCAGGAAAUAUGACAACCCAUGUAACCAAACUGCAACCCUGAAGAAGACCGAAGAUCUAUACCUAUGCUACCACAAAACCAGUUUUUCCUCUACAGUAUGGAUCCCACUAAACUCAUUCCACAUUGGAGGCCGUCGAGGUAACAAGUGGAACGAAUAUGACUGGUACCUGUCAAGCACGGACUGGGACCAAGGCUAGGACACAGUCUUCACCUACACUGGCAACGACUGGACCGUAAGAGCCCUGAUCAACAGGCUGAUAGCAACUGCCAUUACACCAGACCCUGUCAGCCCAAGAGAAACUAUGACGUUAUUAGAACACACUGACACUGACACAGACACUGAUGAUGAAGCUGAUUCAAAUGAAGAGAUUGA
Molecule: messenger RNA, 3541 nt
Organism: Oreochromis niloticus (Nile tilapia)
Lineage: Eukaryota; Metazoa; Chordata; Actinopteri; Cichliformes; Cichlidae
Exons: 2
Coding region: 738-3365 (875 amino acids)
Biological process (GO): proteolysis
Molecular function (GO): nucleic acid binding; zinc ion binding; aspartic-type endopeptidase activity
Source: RefSeq, a predicted model, not a curated record